This is a messenger RNA of Knipowitschia caucasica, 1920 nucleotides long. The record is from the annotation of a GenBank genome assembly. Lineage: Eukaryota; Metazoa; Chordata; Actinopteri; Gobiiformes; Gobiidae.
AUGGCAACAAAAACCAUUCACUUUGUGGUGAACGGACACGAGGAGACGGCAGAGUUUGGACUCAGCAGCAGCGACAGAGACGUCCAAGAACUCUUCCGAGCCACAGCAGAAGUGGGAGCGGACCACAUCUUGAAACUCUUCAGCUCAAAUGGACAACUGUUGAAGAUCUCAGCGUCUCUGCAGCAGAACCAGAGAAGCGCCCCCUACAGGCUCCAGCUAGAGUCAUGUAAGCGCUCCCCCUACAGGCUGCAGCUAGAGUCAUGUAAGAGCUCCCCCUACAGGCUCCAGCUAGAGUCAUGUAAGAGCUCCCCCUACAGGCUGCAGCUAGACUCAUUAAAGAGCUCCCCCUACAGGCUGCAGCUAGAGCUGCAGCUAGAGUCAUGUAAGAGCUCCCCCUACAGGCUGCAGCUAGACUCAUUAAAGAGCUCCCCCUACAGGCUGCAGCUAGAGUCAUGUAAGAGCUCCCCCUACAGGCUGCAGCUAGACUCAUUAAAGAGCUCCCCCUACAGGCUGCAGCUAGAGUCAUGUAAGAGCACCCCCUACAGGCUGCAGCUAGAGUCAUGUGCAGAUGUUGCAGGGGUGGCCAUGCCGACGCAGCUGGUCGCCAUGGAGACACGUGUGCAACAGCUGGAGACGCGAGUGAUGGAGCUGAACCGGAGUCCAGAACUUCUGCACGAGUUAGACCAGGAAGUGGAGGACUUCAAGAGGAAGCUACAGAGUGUGGAGCACUUGAGCUGGAUGGGUUUGUUCAGAGACAACACAGAGAAGUUCAUUCAUAAAACUGGGCCGAGACUAACGACGGCGCACGCGACCCCUGUGAGCUCACACACGACCCCUGUGAGCGCACAUGCGACCCCUGCGAGUGUGGAGAGGCAGAAGCUGCGCACCAGGUUUCUCAACAUGAGGUUGGAGACAGCAGCUUGUUUCUGUGUCAGAGUCCAGUUCAAACAACUGUGUGUCUGCAGCUCUCUACAGGUCAGUGAGGAGGUCAGAGAGCAUCUGAAGACACCAGUGUUCGACAACUGGCAAUGGGAGGACUCGGAGAUGCUGGUCCUCCUUCAGACCAUGUUUGAGGACCUGGGCUUCGUGUCAGAGUUCCAGAUGGAGACCAGUAUCCUGCAGAACUUCCUGCUGGAGGUCCAUCGUCACUACAACUCCAUCCCCUUCCACAACUUCAGCCACUGCUUCUGCGUCACCCAGAUGAUGUAUGGACUGAUCUGGAUCACGGAGCUCAGGACCAAACUGAGCAGGACUGACCUCCUGAUCAUGAUCACCUCAGCUCUUUGCCAUGACCUGGACCAUCCAGGAUACAACAACGUGUACCAGAUAAACGCUCAGACAGACCUGGCGCUCCGAUACAACGACAUCUCACCUUUAGAAAACCAUCACUGUGCUGUUGCCUUCAGCAUCCUGUCCAAGCCCGCCUGUAACAUCCUGAAGAACGUGACAUCAGAUCAAUACAAACAGAUCCGCUCUGGGAUGAUCAAGUGUAUCCUGGCCACAGAUAUGGCUCGUCACAAUGAGAUCCUCAAUAAGUUCAAAUCCUUUCAACCAACGUUUGACUUCAGCAACAAGGAGCACAAAGAAGUGCUGAUGAAGAUCCUGGUGAAGGUGUCAGACAUAUCUAAUGAGGCGAGACCGGUGUCAGUGGCAGAACCAUGGCUCGACUGUCUGCUGCAGGAGUUCUUCAACCAGAGCGACACAGAGAAGUCUCGUGGAUUACCUGUGACUCCGUUCAUGGACAGAGAUAAAGUUUCCAAACCUUCAUCUCAAACUAACUUCAUCACAUUUGUGCUUUUACCACUUUUCACCGAACUCACCAAACUGUUCCCGUGUCUGGAGCUGCACAUCCUGGAUCCAGUGAGGAGAGCUCUAGAGUAUUAUGGAGAUCUGGAGAAGGCCUCGAACCUCAAACACUGA